AUGUCGCGGCGCAUGCCAGAUGAGCUCUGGGUGUAUAUCCUAUCACAUCUGUCAACCUUCAAAUGCCUUAGAGAUGCAGCCCUCACUUCUCCAACUUGGCUCCGAUGCGCCUCGUCAGCAUGUCGGCAGGUGGUCCUGAACGAAAUCGGCCACCUUUCACUUCCUUAUGCUGUCAUGGCGCUGGAGUCCUCCAAAUUUGACCCGAAAGACCUGAAUCUCGUUGCCGCCUUUAGUGACGAAUAUCUCAAGAGACGGCCGCGUGUUCCUCCCACCAUCAGCUUAUCAGAUGGCUUCCAACUAGCAGAAUUACACCAGUGCGUCGGCCAUCUGGGAUCCAAGUUUCGGGACAUGGCACUGCAUCGUCUCAUGAAAGAGCAGUGCAGUCUCGCCAACGACCGUCCUGACUGGCCUGACGCACCUUCUUCCGCUGAGAAGCCAACCGAUGCCGAGUCUGCUCGUUUUCACAGAGCCCUCUAUCGAUUCGAGGUCUACUGCAAGCUUUUCAAAGACCCCGAAGUUGUACGAUUCAACCUGGAUAUCGUAAACUUCCAGAGAGCGCACUUUUUUGAUUACCUGUCACUUUGGGAGAUUGAACAAUUGGUUGCGACAAGGGAUUUUCUUGCAGCGGUUGUCAUUGGUCCUCCAUUGCGUGCGCUCGUGGAGCUUCGUAAGAUCGAGGCUCUGCAGACACACCAUUGCGGCCCUAGAAAUGGCGCUCAAGUUGUGUACUGGACCGCUCCAAUCUUACCUCCCAAUUUGGAGCGCGGCGAUUGCCACAUCAACCAGAACCAGGCUCGACUGCUAUGCUUUGGGAUCAAGUUUCUCUACAGGGUGUCAACAUCACCGCCAACUCAGUUCUACCAGCUACUUCUCGCCCUCCCGCAACAGCCACGGUACGCCAGUUACAACCGGGUUGGCGAGAUUUACUCAUGGUUCACGGAUGCUGUUGACAGAUGUGUCGAAAUGAGCAACUUGGAACUCCCGAUCAGGAAAGCUCUGUCAUCCUAUACUCCGGACGAGUACAAAGAGCAUGUCCGACAGUCACUGAUAAGCGAGGACACCGAUAAGGGCCCAGAAGAAGCCUGGUAUUGGGCAUAUCAAUCUUUUCCAGGGUCAACCUGCAAUGAUCCUCGGAUGACGAACUGUCGUCUCUUUGGCUUGUUCUUCUGGGACUCUGCUCGGCUCAACACCAUCAACUUCUUCACCCGUGUCGAUGUUUGGUGGUGGCGGUGGGAAGGGGCCCGGCAACCAGACUUCGACUGGGAAAUCGAAGCGACGGUUCCUCCGGCAUCCUUUUGGUGA
Molecule: messenger RNA, 1302 nt
Organism: Colletotrichum costaricense
Lineage: Eukaryota; Fungi; Ascomycota; Sordariomycetes; Glomerellales; Glomerellaceae
Exons: 2
Coding region: 1-1302 (433 amino acids)
Source: RefSeq, a predicted model, not a curated record